Messenger RNA from Phalaenopsis equestris, 2573 nucleotides. Its product is annotated as pentatricopeptide repeat-containing protein At2g29760, chloroplastic-like. The coding region runs from base 64 to 2133 and encodes 689 amino acids. Lineage: Eukaryota; Viridiplantae; Streptophyta; Magnoliopsida; Asparagales; Orchidaceae. Gene Ontology annotation, biological process: RNA modification. The record is from RefSeq and is a predicted model, not a curated record. Gene Ontology annotation, molecular function: RNA binding; zinc ion binding; protein binding. The transcript has a single exon.
CAGUCUCCGGGCUCCCCCGUUCCACCACAUUCAACCAUUGCUGAGGUGAGCUUCUGCCUCCAAAUGGCGGCAGCUCUAUGUCCCCCUUCCUCCGCUCUCACUGUGGACUCCCCUGUUUCGCUUCAAUCUCAUAUCUUCUUCCCUCUUCUCCGCCUCUGCGGAACCCCAACUGAACUCAAGCAAAUCCAUGCCUUCACCAUUAAAACAGGCAUCUUUCACACCCUUCCCGUCGCGUCCCGCAUCUCGGCGCUCUGCUGCAACCCUGAAAUGGGAUCCCUCGACUACGCCCGCUCAGUGUUCGAUCAAAUUCCCGAACCAAACUCCUUCGCCUGGAAUUCCCUCAUCAAGCGCCUAGUUGACGACAACCACUCACAUUCUGCCCUUCUUCUCUUCAAGAAAAUGCUGACUGCAUCAUCUACACAUCCAGACAACUUCAACCUCCCCUGCGUCAUCAAGGCCUGUGGAAAGCUUGGUGCUUUCUCUGAGGGGAAGCAAGCACACUCCCUCGCCCUCAAAACCGGCCUUGGUGGCGAUAGCUUCGUGCAGAGCAGCUUGGUGAGUUUUUACUCUAAAUGUGAUAAUUUGGAACUUGCUAAGAAGGUCUUUGAUCGUGUUUGUUUUAAAGAUCUAGUGACUUGGAACUCUUUGAUCGAUGGUUACGUUAGGAGUGACAAAAUCGAACUUGCAAGGAUGAUGUUUGAUGAAAUGCCGGAACGGGACUCAUUCUCUUGGGCUUUGAUGAUCAAUGGAUAUUCUAAAUGCGGAGAGAUUGAUACUGCAAGGGAGCUGUUUGAUCAAAUGCCGGAGAAGAACGUUGUUGCUUGGAAUGCGAUGAUUCAUGGUUAUAUGAAGAAGGGUGAUAUUGAGUCUGCCCGGGAACUGUUUGAUCUUAUGCCUCAAAGGACUUUGGUCAGUUGGAAUUCAAUGAUAAGCGGGUUUGAAAAGCUUGGCGCUUUCAAAGAAGCUCUCGAGGUUUAUAAAGGUUUGUUUAGGGAAGGAGUUGCACCUAAUAUUGUUACUCUGGUUAGUGCUCUCUCUGCUGUUUCUGGCUUGGCUAUGCUUGAAAGGGGUAGAGAAAUUCAUGUCUACAUUAAUGAACAUAAAUUUAGUUUAGAGGGUGUUCUUGGGAUCUCUCUCAUUGAAAUGUACUCAAAAUGCGGAGAAAUUGAAAGUUCUUUCUCCAUUUUUAGAGGGAUAAGAAGAAAGAAGUUGGGUCAUUGGACUGCCAUGAUUAUGGGGUUUGGAAUACAUGGAAUGGCAAACAGAGCCAUUAAGCUAUUCAUGGAAAUGCAGGAGAAGGGUGUGAGACCCCAUGCAUUAGCAUUUGUUGGAUUAUUGAAUGGGUGCAGUCAUGCCGGAAUGGUGGAUGAGGGACGGCAUUUUUUUGGGUUGAUAAGCAGCGAGUAUGGAAUCGAGCCAACAGUCGAACACUAUGGCUGCAUCGUUGAUCUCCUUUGUCGCACGGGAAAUCUGCACGAGGCAAAGGAUUUCAUUUAUCAAAUGCCUUUGAGACCAAACACCAUAAUCUGGAUGAGUUUAUUGAGUGGUUGCCGGAAACACAGGAACGUCGAGAUUGGCGAAUUGGCUGCGAAAACCGUGAUUGAGUUGGACCCAAAAGCUGCCGGAGCUUACGUUCUUCUCUCCAACAUAUAUGCUUCUGCUAGAUUAUGGGACCGUGUAUCGAAUUUACGAGAAUUGAUGAGAACUAGUUCUGUGAGAAAGGAAUCUGGUUGUAGUUUCGUAGAACAUGAUGGUUCAAUUCACGAGUUCGUCGUCGGGGACAAAUCUCAUCCUCAGAGAGACGAAAUCUAUGCCAAGUUGAAUGAGAUGAGAGAAAGGUUAACAUUUGCAGGAUAUAUUCCUGAUAAUUCACAGGUUUUGUUAUAUCUAGAAGAGAAGGAGAAGGCGGCUGAGUUGGCUUACCAUAGUGAGAGGCUGGCCAUAGCCUUUUGCCUCAUAAAUUCGAGGUUUACUGCACCAAUUCGAAUUGUUAAAAAUUUACAGGUUUGUAAUGAUUGUCACAAUGCAACGAAGCUUUUGUCGAGUAUUUAUAACUGCGAGAUUAUCGUGCGGGAUAAUAGUCGCUUCCAUCAUUUUAGAAAUGGUUCUUGCUCUUGCAUGGAUUACUGGUAAUGGAGGUCUUCCUUCCAUUCUUGAUAUAGGCUGCUCAUUGGUUCAGAAAAAAAUUGCUGAAAAUCCUUAGGAGGAUUGCAGCCGUAUUAAUCUCUAAUUUACUGGGGAUUGAAUGGAGCUGAUUGUGGGCAUAUCCAUUGAUUCAACUUCUCCAGGUGACCCGCAUACUUUUUAAUCUUUCAUUUUUUGAUUAGAGUUGCUGUAAAUUCGUAUAUAUUUUGCUUUAGGACUUCUGAAUAAUUCAUUUAUUAACAGCUGUUUAUAAGAUUGCUUGUAAUUAGUGUGUGGGUUUGUGUUUGCUUUUUUUAGUUAUUGUUGUGUAGCUUUUUCAGGAAAAUGUGAUGGAGAUGUAAGUGUCUACACUUGUAGGAAGUGUAAAUUUGAUGUUAUGGCUCAACUGUUGGCCUUUCUUUGAUGAUUAAUGAUGUUUCAUCUGUAGU